AUGACCAGCCACAGCCAGCGGAAACGAACCCGGGACGAUGAAGAGUCUCCGGACGUCUCUAAGCGGCGGAAGAGGUCGGAGUCGACCGCUACUAUGUCUAUAGACCUAGGCGAGGAAGACAAGCUUCUAGUUCAACUGAAGGACGAGGAAAACAUGCCUUGGAAAGACAUCGCCGCCAAAUUCCAGUCUGAACUUGGAAAGACAUAUCAAAUCCCUGCGCUGCAAAUGCGCCUGAAACGGCUGCGCGAGCGCAUGCGUGUUUGGAGUGAAGCCGACCUGCGAGCUCUCCGUCUGGCCCACGAGUACUGGGUACAGAGCAAGUUCGAGAUCAUCAGCCAAAAGGUAUGUGUCCAAAGCUGCUUCAUGGCCGACUUUGGUGCAUCAGAACGAUGGUCAGCACGGCAAUGUGCACGCAAAUGGGGUGAAAUAGACCCUGGCCCAACUCCAUACACCACUUUCGAUCACUCAACACCCUCCUACGCCAACUACACAAUGAGUCCUGUGGCAGUCGAUGCACCUCCUUUCCUGCCAUACCUGCAAAUCCCGCCUUGA
Molecule: messenger RNA, 552 nt
Organism: Mytilinidion resinicola
Lineage: Eukaryota; Fungi; Ascomycota; Dothideomycetes; Mytilinidiales; Mytilinidiaceae
Exons: 2
Coding region: 1-552 (183 amino acids)
Source: RefSeq, a predicted model, not a curated record